Messenger RNA from Wyeomyia smithii (pitcher-plant mosquito), 1748 nucleotides. RefSeq names its product cytochrome P450 4d2-like. The record is from RefSeq and is a predicted model, not a curated record. NCBI's taxonomy places the organism in Eukaryota, Metazoa, Arthropoda, Insecta, Diptera, Culicidae. The transcript is spliced from 2 exons. Bases 110 to 1666 code for a protein of 518 amino acids. Gene Ontology annotation, molecular function: heme binding; oxidoreductase activity, acting on paired donors, with incorporation or reduction of molecular oxygen; iron ion binding.
AUUGCCAUUCCAGUCAAUGAUUGAGUCUCGCUGUCAGCAAGUCGCUGAGUUCAGGUGCGGUCGUCACUCUAAUCAAGCAAGAUAAUAAAGAACUGGAAACAAACACAAAAUGCUCGGACUUCUGCUAAUUUCGUUGGUUUUAAUCACGGUUAUCUGGUUUGCACUCACGGUUACAAGCAACAUUCGACUGACACGUGAACUGCAACGCAAACUUCCGACCUUUCGAAGUGUUCCCUCGGUACCGAUAUUCGGCAAUGCACAUCUCUACCGACCGGAUGUUACUCCGCCCGGAUUGUUCAAAACGCUCACUAGCUUUCAUCGUCGUUUCGGGAAUGAUUUGAUCGCGCAAUCGUUUCUUAAUAAACCGGGGCUUCAAGUGACCAGCGCGACAAUUGUGGAACAAGUUAUUAACGCCAAAACCAUUAGGAAGUCGCUUAUCUACGACUUUGUAAAGCCAUGGCUGAACGAAGGUUUGAUUACCGCAGUGGGUAAGAAGUGGGCACAGCGUAGGAAGAUAAUUACACCUGCGUUUCAUUUUAAAAUGCUGGAAGAGUUUUUGGCAAUAUUCAACGAAAAAGCCGAGCUUUUCGUUUCGAAACUGAAUCGGCACCUGAACAAGGGAGAUUUCAACAUUUACGAGCACGUUUCUCUUUGUACUCUGGAUAUUAUUUCCGAGUCUGCUAUGGGUGUAAAAAUAAAUGCCCUGGAUGAUCCGGAUUCACCGUACGUCAAGGCUGUUAAGCAAAUGUCCAAUAUAAUUUUUAUGCGAUUGUUCAGUUUGUUCAGAGAAUUUAAAAUUGUCUUCCAUCUGAGCAAAGCUGUUCAUCGUCAGAAAUCUGCCCUGGCGGUUCUUCAUGGCUUCACGGAUACGGUUAUUCGUGAACGCAAAGCUCAGCUUGAAAAUGACUACGCACGCGAAUCAACCUUGCAACAGCUGGAGGAAACUGAUAUCUAUGGUAAGAGAAAAAUGACUCUUCUCGAGCUUCUGCUUAACAUUUCGGUAAAUAACCAACCAUUGAGCAAUUCCGACAUCCGAGAAGAAGUGGAUACUUUUAUGUUUGCUGGACAUGAUACUACGACAUCAUGCAUCAGUUUUAGUGCUUAUCACAUCGCUGAGAACCCGAUGGUUCAGGAGAAGUUGUACGAUGAAAUGGUGCAUGUGCUAGGAAAGGAUUUCAAAAAUUCCAAAUUGACAUUCGGUGCACUGCAGGACUUAAAAUAUUUGGAAAUGACCAUUAAAGAGGUGCUUAGAAUACAUCCCUCCGUUCCAAUUAUAGGCAGAAAAACAACCGGUGAUCUGGUUAUAAACGGUCAGACACUUCCUGCCGGCGUUGAUAUUGCUGUACUCAUCUAUGCCAUGCAUAACAAUCCGGAGGUAUUCCCAGAACCUGAGCAAUUCGACCCAGAAAGAUUUAACGAAGAGAACAGUAGUAAGCGACACCCUUACUCUUAUAUACCCUUUAGUGCCGGCUCCAGGAAUUGCGUAGGGCAGAAAUAUGCAAUGUUAGAGAUUAAAACUACUCUCGUAAAGUUGUUAGCAAACUAUCGUUUACUACCGUGUGAUCCCGUAAACAAGGUACGCAUAAUGACCGAUAUGACGCUCCGUCCGGUAAAUGGAACCUUUGUUAAAAUCGAACCACGUCAUAUACAAGCAUUAACAAUAUAAAUAUGAAAAAAUGAGCUUCACAGUUUGUCAUGUCGCAUACAGAUAAGGCCUUCAAUAAAAAAUGGUUGAAGAAAAAGUUUCA